This is a messenger RNA of Cajanus cajan (pigeon pea), 2253 nucleotides long. Its product is annotated as primary amine oxidase. Gene Ontology annotation, molecular function: quinone binding; copper ion binding; primary methylamine oxidase activity. The record is from RefSeq and is a predicted model, not a curated record. Gene Ontology annotation, biological process: amine metabolic process. NCBI's taxonomy places the organism in Eukaryota, Viridiplantae, Streptophyta, Magnoliopsida, Fabales, Fabaceae.
GUUCCAUUCCACAAAGCAAGCAAGCUAGGGCUUGAGCUAGCUUAGUCCCCAUCAUGGCUUCCAGCAUGAAACUUAUGCUUUUCUCUGCUCUCAUUCUCCUCUCCUUCCAAGCAGUAUUCUCCGUAACCCCGCUGCAAUUUCAACAUCCACUAGACCCUUUAACCAAAGAAGAGAUAAGUCUUGUCCAAACCAUAGUCCAAAAGAAGUACCCCACCUCAAGCAACAGGUUGAGUUUCCACUAUAUUGGCCUUGAUGAACCCGAAAAGAAUGCCAUCCUCCAAUGGGAAUCCAUCAAACCACGCAUCAUAACAGUCCCUCGCAAGGCCUUGGCCAUUACUAUCAUCAAUAGCAUAACCCACGAGAUCGUAAUUGAUCUUAAAGCAAGGCGCAUUGUCUCUGACAAUAUUCACAACGGGAAUGGGUUUCCUACCCUAUCCGUUGAUGAACAAGCCGUUGCCAUAGAGCUGCCACUGAAAUACGGUCCAUUCCUUGAGUCGGUGAAGAAGAGAGGCUUGAACCUCUCAGAGGUGGUGUGCUCCACUUUCACCAUGGGGUGGUUUGGAGAAACCACAAACAGAAGGACCGUGAGGGUGGAAUGCUUCAUGAAGGAAAGCAGUCCCAAUAUCUGGGUGAGACCUAUCAGUGGACUUACAAUAGUGGUUGAUCUUGAGCUCAUGAAGAUCAUUGAGUAUCACGACAGUGGCAUCAUACCAGUACCAACAGCCGAUAAUACUGAAUACCGCCUUUCACAUCAGAAGCCACCAUUCGGCCCAAAACAACACAGCCUAGCUACCCAUCAGCCACAGGGUCCUGGCUUCACAAUCAGCGGCCACAGUGUUAGCUGGGCCAACUGGAAGUUCCACAUCGGAUUUGAUGCACGUGCCGGAAUCGUAAUAUCACUGGCAUCCAUCUAUGAUUUGGAGAAGCACAAGUCUCGUCGUGUGUUGUACAAAGGGUACAUUUCAGAGCUGUUUGUGCCGUACCAAGACCCAACUGAUGAUUUCUACUAUAAGACUUUCUUUGAUGCUGGAGAGUUUGGCUUUGGUCUCUCCACCGUCUCAUUGGUGCCCAACCGCGAUUGCCCAUCCAAUGCUCAAUUCCUUGACACAUACGUUCACAACGCUGAUGGUUCUCCAUUACUCAUUAAGAACGCCAUCUGUGUCUUUGAACAAUAUGGCAAUAUCAUGUGGCGUCACACCGAAACUGGCAUUCCAAACGAAUCGUUCGCCGAAACUAGAACGGAAGUCAACUUAGUCGUAAGAACCGUUGUUACCGUCGGCAACUACGAUAACAUCAUAGAUUGGGAGUUUAAAGCAAGUGGUUCAAUCAAACCCGCGAUUGCACUCUCGGGUAUAUUGGAAAUCAAGGGAGUGGAUAUUAAGCACAAGAAUGAGAUAAAGAGCGAUCAACAUGGUACCUUGGUGUCCGCAAACAGCAUUGGUGUUUACCACGACCACUUCUACAUAUACCAUCUUGACCUUGACAUUGACGGCGUAUCCAACUCUUUUGAGAAGACAAGUUUGAAGACAGUAAGAGUGACAGAUGGAAGUUCAAAGAGAAAGAGUUAUUGGACAACCGAGACUGCAACUGCUAAGACUGAAAACGAUGCAAAGAUAAUAAUUGGGACCAGCCCGGGAGAGCUUUCAGUGGUGAAUCCAAACAAGAAAACCGCAGUUGGAAAUGAUGUGGGAUACCGUUUGAUUCCAGCAAUCCCAGCUCAUCCUCUUCUAACGGACGAUGAUUGGCCACAAAUACGUGGCGCUUUUACCGACUUUAAUGUGUGGGUCACUCCAUACAAUAGGACCGAGAAGUGGGCUGGUGGACUCUACGUUGACCACAGCCAUGGAGAUGAUACUUUAGCUGUUUGGACAAAAAAGAAUAGAGACAUUGAGAACAAGGACAUUGUGCUGUGGCACGUUGUGGGAAUUCAUCAUGUUCCAGCCCAAGAAGACUUCCCCAUAAUGCCAUUGUUGAGCACUGCAUUCGAGCUCAGACCAACCAAUUUCUUCGAGAGGAAUCCAGUUCUUAAGACCCUUUCCCCCAAGGAUGUUCAAUGGCCUGGUUGCCCUAAGUAAAACUAUCCAUUUGCACCACCGUCAAACCAGCAGUGUUACAUUUCAUCAUUGAACAAUGUGAUAUGUUGUCUGUUUGUUGCAUUUCCGAGAAUAAUUAAAGAUUUGAUAUGUAUUAUUGCCAGCAAUAAUUUAUUAUCAGUUUGAAUGAAAAAUUUACUUACAGCUGCUUAUUUCUCAA